UAAGCAUUUCAACCCAUCCUCUCCUCUCGAGUCAAUUCAAUUUGCCUAUCUCUCUCACCUCUUCUUACUCUCUCUCUUUGGUAACCAUAUACACAUAAAAUUUACAGAUAUUCAUACACACGCAUAUAUACACACAGUCUUCCAUAGACAUCAACCUCAAGCUCAGAGAGAGAGAGAGAGAGAGAUGAAGGGCAUGUUCGUGGAGCAGAACAUUGGGGCUUAUGAAAGUGGAGAUGUGAACAAGAGCUUUGUCGACGACGAUGGCCGCGAGAAAAGAACCGGGACAUGGAUGACGGCAAGCGCGCACAUAAUAACGGCGGUGAUAGGGUCGGGAGUGCUGUCGUUGGCGUGGGCCAACGCGCAGCUCGGCUGGAUAGCCGGUCCGGCCGUACUGAUGGCGUUCUCUAUCAUAACGUAUUUCACGUCCACCAUGCUCGCCGACUGUUACCGUUCGCCUGACCCCGUCACCGGAAAACGUAACUACACCUACAUGGAAGUUGUUCGCUCUUACUUAGGGGGAAGAAAAGUCCAAUUAUGCGGGUUGGCUCAAUACGGGAAUCUGAUUGGAAUAACCAUCGGUUAUACAAUCACAGCAUCAAUAAGCAUGGUGGCUGUGAAGAGAUCGAACUGUUUCCACAAGCACGGACACCAUGUGAAAUGCCAAACAUCAAACAAUCCCUUCAUGAUAAUAUUUGCUUGCAUCCAAAUCGUUCUAAGCCAAAUCCCUAACUUCCACAAGCUCUCUUGGCUCUCCAUUCUCGCCGCCGUCAUGUCCUUCGCUUACGCCUCCAUAGGCGUCGGCCUCUCCAUCGCCAAAGUCGUCGGUGGUGCGCAUUCACGGACUGCCCUGACGGGAGUGACGAUCGGAGUCGAUGUAACGUCGUCCGAAAAAGUUUGGAGAACGUUCCAAGCGAUCGGCGAUAUCGCGUUCGCUUACGCUUAUUCCACCGUCCUCAUCGAGAUUCAAGACACACUGAAGUCAAGCCCAGCAGAGAACAAGGCCAUGAAAAGGGCAAGUUUGGUCGGUGUCUCGACGACAACCAUGUUCUACAUGCUAUGUGGCUGCGUUGGUUACGCCGCCUUUGGCAACGACGCUCCCGGGAACUUCCUUACUGGUUUCGGUUUCUAUGAGCCCUUUUGGCUCAUCGACUUUGCCAAUGUCUGCAUCGCCAUCCAUCUCAUUGGCGCCUACCAGGUGUUUUGCCAGCCGAUCUUUCAGUUCGUGGAGAGCCAGAGCGCCAAACGUUGGCCGGACAACAGGUUCAUAACGGGCGAAUACACAAUCAACAUACCUUUCUGUGGCGAGAUUUAUGUCAGCUUCUUCAGAUUGGUUUGGAGGACGUCAUAUGUUGUCGUGACGGCGGUCGUAGCAAUGAUCUUCCCGUUCUUCAACGAUUUCUUGGGUCUCAUCGGGGCAGCCUCGUUCUGGCCAUUGACAGUGUACUUCCCCAUAGAGAUGCAUAUUGCUCAGAGGAAAAUGAAGAAAUUCUCAUCUACCUGGACAUGGCUGAAGAUUCUAAGCUGGGCAUGCUUGAUUGUCUCCCUCGUUGCUGCUGCUGGAUCCGUCCAAGGACUCAUUCAAAGCCUCAAGACCUAUAAGCCAUUCCAGGUCCAACAAUGAAGUUCUUCUUCUUGACCAAUUCGGAUCCAAGAAGACAACCAUGUAAGAUUAAUCAAUAAGUCUGUGUAUUCCUUUGUAGUUUAUUGGUGGUGUUGCAAACCAGCAAACAACUUGUACUUGUGCUUGUCAGGUGAAUCUCUGAAAGAAAUCUAUCAGCAAUUAGUUUCUAUAC
Tarenaya hassleriana is the source of this 1793-nucleotide messenger RNA. Its product is annotated as amino acid permease 6. Gene Ontology annotation, cellular component: plasma membrane. The transcript has 7 exons. The coding region runs from base 185 to 1621 and encodes 478 amino acids. The record is from RefSeq and is a predicted model, not a curated record. Lineage: Eukaryota; Viridiplantae; Streptophyta; Magnoliopsida; Brassicales; Cleomaceae.